Messenger RNA from Zea mays, 576 nucleotides. NCBI's taxonomy places the organism in Eukaryota, Viridiplantae, Streptophyta, Magnoliopsida, Poales, Poaceae. The record is from the annotation of a RefSeq genome assembly.
AUGCAGCCCUUUAGUUUUAGUUACAGAUGUGAAAAAAGUAAAUAUCUCUCUGUCUGUGUAGGUUCGGUUUGUUCUUAUCGAUCCAUUUCUUCGAGUGUGGGUGUCCUACGCUACUUCCGUUCAUGUUUACGUUCUCAAAAGACCUUGGAAAAACCAACGCCGACCAAAAUCCAAGUCUCCCUUUCUCUUUUGGGAGCAGAGCUGAAAAAGAUGGAAAUAUGUGCUAUGUGGAAUCACCGUAUCUUUCACUUUGGGCUUGACCAAGCAAGCCAGGCGUCUUCAAGAACUUUUAGUUCAACAACGCGAAAAGGAAAUCCAAUUUCGGUAAGACUUUGUCUGAUCUCCAUGCGUCUCGUGGUGGCCGCCUUACCCAUUUUUCUAGUUCUAGUAAUGUGGUUUGGGUCCCAGGGGUCUCUUCCUAUCGAUCCCCAUAUUCUGGAGGCAGUCAAGGGAAGUUUCGUACGGCAGGGGGUGCUUACAAUUUGCCGGCUCCUGGGGUUCGAUAUGCCCGUUUUCAUUAUUAUUCUGGCAGCCAAAAUAUUCUAUAAAAUACUGUUUUGGUUGUGGGGAAUUUGA